AUGCCAACACUUCAAUCAACAUCAGAAUUAGCUGAAGAACAAAAAACUGAUGAUCAUACGGCUCAGUUGGAUAUCAAAUCACAUUUACAAUUAUUAAGAGAGCAAGAAAAGGUGGCUCUACAAUCUAUUAAGAAAUUAACUGAAGAAGAAAUGAUUCAUAUUGAUCAAUGGUUAUCUGUGUUACAUCAAACAUAUGAAGAUUGGGAAUAUCCAUCAUCGCAUCGUGUAUUUCAAGCAGUUACAUAUUUUAAUAAUGAACAAAAAUUAUGGUAUGAACAGAUAAAAUCUGAAAUUAAUAAUGAUUGGUCAUGUUUUUGCAAUCGCUUAAAACAACAUAUUCAAGAUCGUCAGAAGACACAAAUUCAUCUUCCAUCAAUGAAUUAUCCAUUAUCCGAUAUUAAUGAAAUAACAUCGAUGGAAAAUUUUAUUGAUACAAAAUUUACUAAAUAUUCUGGUAAAGAUGAUGCCAAGACUUGGUUAUUACAAACAAUGAAUCAAUUUAUACAAUAUGGAUUACGUCGUCUUGAACAAGUUCAAGCUAUACCAUUUUUAUUAAUUGAUGAAGCUUAUUUGUGGUACGUAGAACAUAUUGAUUUAAUCACCAGUUUCGAAUUAUUUAGUAAAUUACUUCUUCAACAAUACUCAUCUACAUCAUCAACAGCACAAAAUAAUACUCCUCAAACAAUUGCUGAUGAAAUUAUUAAAAAACCAACAUAUUUUCGUGGCUCAAAAGACGAUGUUUAUGAUUGGUUAGAUAAAUUAGAACAACGUUUUAAAAUGGCAAAAUGGAAUGACGAAGAAAAAUUACAAUAUAUUUCAAUCCAUUUACAAGAUGAUGCAUAUCGAUGGUGGUCACAAGCAUCUACGACGAUUAAAUCAUGGUCAUCAUUCACUGAAGCCGUUAUAAAAGCUUUUGGAUCAACAAAAGUACAAGAAUUAGCAUUUGAACAAUUAAAAUGGUACAAACAAACGGUUAAUCAAUCUAUUAUGCAAUAUUAUGAUAAAAUUAUUGAACUAUGUAAGAAAGUUGAUCCAGCUAUGCCUGAUUCAUUAAAAUUAAAAUAUUUAAUGGCCGGCAUAAGAGAAUCAUUAAAAUUACAUGUUGCAUUACAAGAUCCAAAAACAACUGACUCAUUUUUAUUACUUGCUAGAAAAAUUGAAGAUACAUUAUCAUUUACCAGUACAAACAAUGCCGUGCACCAGGAUGAGAUUACCAUCAAUGUUACUACAGCUCAAAAGUCGUUAGAACGAACAACUACUUCACAAAAAUCAAGUAACAAUAUUCGACGAAAUAUACCUUCACACGCACAAUCACUGUCACGUCCAAAUUAUCCACGUACUACACAAACUUCGUUUAAGCAAAAUCAAUGUUAUGAACCUUCAAGAUAUUCACAAUAUGCAGAACGAUCAAAUUGCUGUUAUAAGUGUGGUACUUCUGGACAUUAUGUUCUGGAUUGUACCCGUACCCAUUUCGGGUAA
Rotaria sp. Silwood1 is the source of this 1479-nucleotide messenger RNA. The record is from the annotation of a GenBank genome assembly. NCBI's taxonomy places the organism in Eukaryota, Metazoa, Rotifera, Eurotatoria, Philodinida, Philodinidae.